CACACACACGAAUAGACUAACCUCCAUUUCCAUGGUGAGGAGAUACAUACACACACACACAGAAACAGAAAACGUCUUUUCCCCCUGCAUCAGAACUUGAUUGGACCUGUGACUCCAUUAACUCCACCCCGAGGAAAUAAAUAUAUAAGGCCAGAAUCAACUUGGGUUUGAGUGUCAGACCUUUAGACUUUCAAGAUGACUUGUGGGAAUUAUUCUAUCACUCACUGGGAAUAUGGUGCUAAGGAUUUGUGGACUUUUCCCUCUUUGGAUUCAGUGGACGAGCUUGCCAACAGGUUAUUUUUCUGCCAUGGAUAACAACAAAACAGCGCUUUAAGUAGGUACAGUGUGCAGUGAGCGACAGCUAGGAGAGCAGUUCAGGGCACGAGCCAAAGGCGCACACACCCACCAGCAGAGAGCAAGACUGCAUUAUUCAACGGAUCCUCUUCUCUACACUCCUCUGGGCCAGUGACUCACCCCCUCCACACCUCUUGCUGAGCCAUCAUUACCAUGGAAACCCCGAGCCAGAAACGCACCAGCCGUGGUGCUGCCUCCCCGACCCGCAUCAGCAGGCUGCAGGAGAAGGAAGACCUGUGCAACCUCAAUGACCGCCUGGCUGUCUACAUCGACAAGGUGCGCUCGCUGGAGUCUGAGAACGCCGGACUCCGAAUGCGCAUCACCGAGUCGGAGUCCACGAUCACCCGCGAUGUAUCGGGCAUAAAGGCGGCCUAUGAGGCAGAGCUGGCCGACGCCCGCAAGACCCUGGACCAGGUGGCCAAGGAGCGAGCUCGCAUGCAGCUGGAGCUGAGCAAGAUCAGGGAGGAGCACAAGGAGCUCAAAGCCAGGAACAGUAAGAAGGAGUCUGACCUGGAGGCGGCGCUGGCCAGGCUGAGGGACCUGGAGGCCCUGCUGAACUCUAAAGAUGCUUCCCUCUCCACUGCCUUGGGAGAGAAGCGGACCCUGGAGGCUGAAGUAAAGGACCUCAAGGCCCAGCUGGCCAAGUUGGACGGGAGCUUAGCCGAUGCCAAGAGGCAGCUGCAGGAUGAGAUGCUGAGGAGAGUGGACGCCGAGAACCGCCUGCAGACCGUGAAGGAGGAACUGGAGUUCCAGAAGAACAUCUACAGCGAGGAGCUGCGCGAGUCCAAACGUCGGCACGAGUUAAGCGUCGUGCAGAUAGACAGCGGGCGGCAGCAGGAGUUUGAGAGCAAGCUGGCCGAGGCCUUGGUCGAGAUGAGAGCCCAACAGGAGGAGCAGGUCCGCCUCUACAGGGAGGAGAUCGAGAAGACCUACAACUCUAAGCUGGAGAAUGCUCGUCAUUCAGCUGACAGGAACAGCCACUUGGUGGGAGCCGCUCAUGAAGAGCUGCAGCAGACCCGUGUACGAUUGGAGGGCAUGUCAGGCCAGCUCAGCCUGCUGCAGAAACAGCUGGCAGCGAGCGAGUCCAAGGUGCGGGAGCUGGAGGAGGCCCUGUCGAGGGAGCGGGACAUGAGUCGUCGGCGGCUGGAGGAUAAAGAGCGGGAGAUGGCCGAUAUCCGAGCUCGGCUGAUGCUGCAGCUGGAGGAGUACCAGGAGCUGCUGGACAUCAAACUGGCCCUGGACAUGGAGAUUAAUGCUUACAGGAAGCUGCUGGAGGGAGAGGAGGAGAGGCUGCGCCUGUCACCUGGCGGCACCACAAAGGUCACAGUGGCACGGACCUCCGGCUCAGCCCACAGCCACACCAGCCGGGUGCUCUCCGGCUCAGGCCACAGCCACAGCACCCGCGUGGUCCACUCCUCCGGCACUGGCACCCCCGCUGCAGCCGCCACGGCGGCGGUCACUGCUUCCAGCAGCCGCAACUCCUCCGGCACAGCCAGCGCCAAGAAGCGGCGCCUCAAUGACAACGACAGCGAGAGCUCCAGCAUGGUGGGGGGCACUGUGACCAAGACUCGCAUUAGUCAGAACGCCUCAGCCAGCGGCCGCAUCACAGUGGACGAGGUCGACCUGGAGGGCAAGUUUGUCCGUCUCAGCAACAAGUCUGACGAGGACCAGUCUCUGGGCAACUGGCAGGUGAAGAGACAAGUAGGUAAUGCCAGCGCCAUCAUCUACAAGUUUACCAACAAGUUCACUCUGAAGGCCGGAGGAACUGUCACUAUCUGGGCUGCGUCUGGCGGUGGAACCCACAACCCCCCCUCUGACCUGGUGUGGAAGAACCAGAGCUCCUGGGGCACCGGCGACCUCCUGCAGACCACCCUCGUUAGCGCCAACGGAGAGGAAAUGGCCAUGAGGAAAGUGACCCGCACCCUGUUCCAUGAAGAUGAAGAUGACGACAUGGGAGCCCACAGCACGAGCGGCGCAGACAACGAGUACAACCUGCGGAGCCGCACCGUGAUCUGCGACUCCUGUGGGCAGACGCAGGACCGCUCGGGGGGUGUUUGCAGCAGCGGGGGUCUACCCGAAGGCCUCGUGGGCAAUUCCUUUUUCAUGGGGACCAACGAGCCCAGACAGGGUCGGGCUAAGCCGGAAAACUGCUCCAUCAUGUAAAAACCAGACGGCACCUCACCUGAACCCCCCACCACCUCCUGCAACCCACAAAGGAGAAACAUGAUUUUCUCCUGCUGGGUUGUUUGUCUUUAUCAUUUUUUCUUUUUUAUAUGGUCUUAUUUUGUAUUCAGAUUAAUCUGCAGGUUAGAAUUGCUUUGAGGUUUUUGGGCAAAGGGCACAGGAUUUUCAUAUUCAGCUUUUGAGUUUGUAUAUUCAAGUUACGUUAUUGCAUGUGUGCUGUGCUAAUGCUCGUCCUGCUUUUUCUUGCACAUUCUCUCCACACACACCCACACACACACACACACACACACACACAGCUCUAUUGACCAGUGCUUGUGCUUUGAUCCGAGCCGGGGAUUCACAUUUAAUGGCCAUGCUGUCAUCACUCAACACGCACAGCUAGUGAACCCUGUCAGGAAUAAGUCUCUACAGCCAUACAGACGACAGGAAGAGGAAUCCUGUGGGGCUUGUUUAUCAUGUUUAUCGCCCAUCAAAUUGAUCCAAUCUCUACUUAAGGUGAUGUUUACAUUUGAAAUGUGGACAGUAUUGUGCUAUCUUGAUAUGCUCUACAGAAAACACAUUUAAUUUUGUUUUUGUUUUGAUAAACUAUGUUGGAAAGGUCUCCAAAGAAAGCAGAAGUACUGGAAGCUCAGGGUGUUCAGCAGUUUUUUUACCUUUUAGCCUUUAGAAAAACUUGUCGUAUUACAUUUUCUACGUGGAUUUACAGUAGAUCGUACAGUUGGGCUGCUAUGGUGCAUACAAAGAAAAUAAUUAUUUGAAAUAAAUAUAUUUCUUUCUGCAAUUCACAGCUGGACCCCAGAGAGAUGUAUUUGGUUAGGCUUUUGAACAUGUGGGGAAAUAAGUAAUUCAAUUAUAAUUAUUGUUUGCUGGAUAAGUUGAAUGUACCCAGUUAAAUGCGCAUCCUCAGUUUGAUGUACAUUUAAAUAUGUUGACCUAUUAGGUAACUCCAAAGAUGUUUUGUCAAGAUAAGAGGAAAAUGUAGGAUUUGUUUUUCACUUGUGGGGAAAUAGCAGGAAUAGGUACUAUGUUUUGAGUCUUUACUGGUGCCAUAUAUACAGUAUAUAUUUGUAGGAUGUUUCAGCUUUUUGAACCAAAUGAACAUUAUUAUAAUAGAAAGAUGUUGCUGCUAUUUACAGAGUGCAACAGUAUUUUUUUGGAAACAUUUUAGCAAG
Molecule: messenger RNA, 3710 nt
Organism: Perca flavescens (yellow perch)
Lineage: Eukaryota; Metazoa; Chordata; Actinopteri; Perciformes; Percidae
Product: lamin-A
Exons: 14
Coding region: 508-2517 (669 amino acids)
Biological process (GO): nuclear pore localization; heterochromatin formation; nuclear envelope organization
Cellular component (GO): nuclear lamina; nuclear envelope
Molecular function (GO): structural constituent of cytoskeleton
Source: RefSeq, a predicted model, not a curated record